UCCCGGCCUCUCACUCUGUGUGUGUCCUCUCCUCAGAUGAUGGGGAACAGCUGUGAUCGAGAAGUGUCUUCGGAGAGAUCUCCGAGGAGGAGGAGCAUCUCUGGUCUGGGGAGUUCAGAGAAGAGCGUCGCCGUCGACAACCCAAACUCGUCACCUUUCAAAGUGCCGGGCUUCUUCAGUAAACGUCUAAAAGGCUCCAUCAAGAGGACCAAGAGUCAGACCAAACUAGACCGAAACACCAGCUUCAGACUCCCCUCGCUGAGGCCGGCCGACCCCGACAGAUCUCGCGGGCUGCCCAAGCUGAAGGAGUCGAGCUCCCAUGAGUCUUUGCUGAGCCCCGGCAGCGCGGUGGAGGCUCUGGACCUCAGCAUGGAGGAGGAGGUGUUCGUCAAACCUCUGCACAGCAGCAUCCUGGGACAGGAGUUCUGCUUCGAGGUGACAUACUCAGGCGGCAGCAAGUGUUUCAGCUGCACUUCGGCGUCAGAGAGAGACAAGUGGAUGGAGAACCUGAGGAGGACCAUUCAGCCCAACAAGGACAACUGUCGUCGGGCGGAGAACCUGCUGCGUCUGUGGAUCAUCGAAGCAAAGGACCUGCCGCCCAAGAAGAAGUACUUCUGCGAGCUGUGUCUGGACGACGUGCUGUACGCGCGCACCACCAGCAAGCCGCGCCACGACAGCCUGUUCUGGGGCGAGCACUUUGACUUCUGCGGCCUGCCGGCCGUGCACAGCGUCACCGUGCACAUCUACCGCGACGUGGACAAGAAGAAGAAGAAGGACAAGAACAACUACGUCGGCCUGGUGAACAUCCCCGUGGCCGGCGUGGCCGGCCGGCAGUUCGUGGAGAAGUGGUACCCGGUCAGCACGCCGACGCCGAGCAAGGCGAAGGGAGGAGGCCCCUCGAUCCGCAUCAAGUCCCGCUUCCAGACCAUCUCCAUCCUGCCCAUGGAGCAGUACAAGGAGUUCGCCGAGUUCGUCACCAACAACUACGGCAUGCUGUGCUCGGUGCUGGAGCCCGUCAUCAGCGUGCGCAACAAGGAGGAGAUGGCGUGCGCUCUGGUGCACAUCCUGCAGAGCACCGGGAGGGCAAAGGACUUCCUGACAGACCUGGUGAUGUCGGAGGUGGACCGCUGUGCCGACCAUGACGUGCUGAUCUUCAGGGAGAACACGCUGGCCACCAAAGCCAUCGAGGAAUAUCUGAAGCUGGUGGGACAGAAGUACCUGCACGAUGCACUCGGGGAGUUUAUCAAAGCUCUGUAUGAGUCAGAUGAGAACUGUGAGGUUGAUCCGAGUCGCUGCUCCAGCGGAGAACUGGCUGAACACCAGAGCAACCUGAAGAUGUGUUGCGAGCUCGCCUUCUGCAAGAUCAUCAACUCCUACUGGUUCGGGAACAAAGAGGAGUACAUGGCGUUCAUGAACGACUUCCUGGAGCACGAGUGGGCGGGGAUGAUGCGUUUCCUGUCUGAGAUCUCCAACCCGGAGACGCUGUCCAGCACGCCAGGCUACGAGGGCUACAUCGACCUGGGCCGCGAGCUCUCGGUGCUGCACGCACAGCUCUGGGAGGUGGUCUCGCAGCUCGACAAGGGUGAAAAUUCCUUCCUGCAGGCCACCGUAGCGAAGCUGGGCCCGCUGCCGAGGAUUCUGGGAGAUAUCUCUCGCUGCCUGGCCGCCCCGACGCCCGUCCAGCAGCAGCUGAGACGUUUCCAGGAGCACAACUCUGCGCACAACAUCAGCGGCAGCCUGUCGUCAGGGUUACAGCGCAUCUUCGAGGACCCCGCCGACAGCCGCAGUGAUGCCCGCAGCCUGCAGUCUCCGCUCGGUGACGGGAUGGAGGGUUACGUGCGUGGGCAGCGCCCCCCGCUGGCCCCCCAGCACCCCUCGGCCCACGCCAGCUUCUCCGACCCCGAGGACCGGGACGUCCCGCUGCCCAACGGGCGCAGUGUCUCUCUGGUGGACCUGCAGGACGUCCAGCAGAGCCUGGGGGGGGGAACGCCACCGCCGCCACCGCCACACCACGAGGCCCCGCCACGCCUCAGCAGGGUCGGCUCGCAGGCCUCCAUCGGGCACGCCGCGCUGCCGUUACCGCUACCGCUCAACUACGGUAACCCGCUCACGCCACAGCCACACCACGCCAAAUCCUCGCCGCGGGACGGCCAGCCACAGAGCGCGCCGCAGGUGAGGCGUCCGCUGGCCCCGUCUCUCAGCCAGCAGCGCAGCCUGCAGCCACUCUCCUUCCAGAACCCCGUGUACCACCUGAGCAACCCGGGCACACGCUCCGCCCACUCUCUCUCGCCGCGCCACCACCACGCCGACUCGAGCUCGGAGAACCUGAGCACGGAGAGCUCGCACAACAGCCACAGCACGUCGGACGACCUCGGCAGCCAGGUGGGGGCCCACAGCCUGGACGAAUCGGCCGGCCGGCGGAGCGCGCACAGCGAGGACUGCUCCACGCCGCGCCACCGCCACGCCGCGCCGCCGCCGCCACACGACCUACCGUCCACGGCGGUCGCCACGGCGAUCGCGAUCCCCCGCCAGAGCACGACGGCGGGAACAGCACACAUCGUGAAGGUGGAGCAGCAGAGCCGAGGAGGGGGCUUGGCCGGGGCCAGGACCCCGCGCUCUCUCCCUCUCAGCGCCUCGCUACGCAGCAGCGCCAACACCGAGCCCGCGCCCACGCCAGGCCACGCCAGCCGCCAACAGCACGUCGGACUCGUGGAGAACGCGGCUCCGCCUCCGAGGAGCGCCGCCAAGACGCCGCAGCAGGUGGCGUCUCCGGUGGAGGCGGCGGCGGUCGUCGUGGCGAUGUCUCCGGUGGAGCGGACGGCAGCCUGGGUGCUGAACAACGGCCAGUACGAAGAGGAGGAGGAGGAGGAGGAGGAGGAGGAGGAAGAGGAGGAGGAGGGAGAGAGGAGCAGGGAGGAGGGCAGGAACACUGAGAAGUAUGAGCUGGAGAUCUCGCGGCUCAAGGAGCGCUUGCGUUCGUCCGGGCGGCGUCUGGAGGAGUACGAGCGGCGCCUGGCGGCCCAGGAGCAGCAGAUGGAGAAGCUGCUGCUGGAGUACAAGCACCGCCUGGAGGACAGCGAGGAGAGGCUGCGGAGGCAGCAGGAGGAGAAGGACAGCCAGAUGAAGAGCAUCAUCUGCAGGCUGAUGGCGGUGGAGGACGAGUUAAAGCGGGACCACGCUGAGAUGCAGGCGGUGAUCGAAGCCAAACAGAAGAUCAUCGACACUCAGGAGAGGCGGAUCGUCUCCCUGGACGCGGCGAACUCGCGGCUGAUGGCGGCGCUGACUCAGGUGAAGGAGCGCUACAGCGCGCCCAACCUCCGCAACGGCCUGUCACCCAGCAACCCCACCAAACUGUCCAUCACUGAGAACGGAGAGUUCAAGAACAGCAGCUGCUGAUUGGCCGCCAGGACGGCGAGAGGCGGGGCUUAAACUCUUAAAAGCUGCAGAGACAGAAUGUAUAAAUACGAGUGUAAAUACUGAAGGUUUGAUCUGGUGUGUGUGUGUGUGUGUGUGUGUGUGUGUGUGUGUGUGUGUGUGUGUGUGUGUGUGUGUGUG
Molecule: messenger RNA, 3555 nt
Organism: Perca flavescens (yellow perch)
Lineage: Eukaryota; Metazoa; Chordata; Actinopteri; Perciformes; Percidae
Gene: rasal2
Product: RAS protein activator like 2
Exons: 18
Coding region: 37-3396 (1119 amino acids)
Biological process (GO): regulation of GTPase activity
Source: RefSeq, a predicted model, not a curated record